AUGACUACUCCCACUAUCAAGCUCAGCAGUGGCUAUGACAUGCCCAUCGUGGGCUUUGGCCUCUGGAAGGUGAACAACGACACCUGCGCUGACCAGGUCUACGAGGCCAUCAAGGCUGGAUACCGUCUGUUUGACGGCGCUUGCGACUACGGCAACGAAGUCGAAGCUGGACAGGGAGUCGCCCGCGCCAUUAAGGAGGGCAUUGUCAGGCGCGAGGACCUCUUCAUUGUCUCCAAGUUGUGGAACAGCUUCCACGAUGGCGACCGCGUCGAGCCCAUUGCCCGCAAGCAGCUCGCCGACUGGGGCGUCGACUACUUCGACCUGUACAUCGUGCACUUCCCUAUUUCCCUGAAAUACGUCGACCCCUCCGUGCGCUACCCGCCCAGCUGGAACUCCGAAGCCGGCAAGGUCGAGCUCGGCAACGCCACGAUCCAGGAGACGUGGACUGCGAUGGAGUCGCUGGUCGACAAGUCGCUCGCCCGCAGCAUCGGUAUCAGUAACUUCAGCGCCCAGCUGCUCAUGGACCUCCUGCGCUAUGCGCGCGUCCGCCCCGCGACUCUGCAGAUCGAACACCACCCCUACCUCACCCAGACUCGCCUGGUUGACUAUGCUCAGCGCGAGGGCAUUGCCAUCACCGCUUACUCUUCUUUCGGUCCCCUGAGCUUCCUCGAGCUGCAGGUCACCAAGGCUGAGAACACGCCGCCUCUGUUCGAGCACGAGACCAUCAAGAGCAUUGCUGCGAAGCACGGCAAGACCCCUGCCCAGGUUCUUCUGCGGUGGGCUACGCAGCGCAACAUUGCUGUCAUCCCCAAGAGCAACAACCCCGCGCGUCUAGCGCAAAACCUCGAUGUCGUUGGCUUUGACCUCGAGUCGACUGAGAUCGAGGCUAUCAGCGCUCUGGACAAGGGUCUGCGCUUCAAUGAUCCUCACAACUACGAUCUGCCCGUCACCAUCUUCUAA
Molecule: messenger RNA, 960 nt
Organism: Aspergillus calidoustus
Lineage: Eukaryota; Fungi; Ascomycota; Eurotiomycetes; Eurotiales; Aspergillaceae
Source: the annotation of a GenBank genome assembly